Messenger RNA from Bacidia gigantensis, 1131 nucleotides. RefSeq lists its product as uncharacterized. The coding region runs from base 1 to 1131 and encodes 376 amino acids. The record is from RefSeq and is a predicted model, not a curated record. The transcript has 2 exons. Lineage: Eukaryota; Fungi; Ascomycota; Lecanoromycetes; Lecanorales; Ramalinaceae.
AUGGCCAUUCUAAGCCGGCUUUCCGCCGUUAUACUCACGUCUAUAGCAACAGUCGCAUGUUUACCAGAGGUUGAAGGAUCACGAUAUGCUCUGGAUACCCUUCAUGGAGUAGACGAUGGCAAAUUGGUGUCACCUCAUCGAGCCAUCGUCAAGCUUGAUUGCGCAGAGUGUCCGACAAUUAACACGGGCAUCGAAGGGCAAUCACAAGCAUUGAUCCUCGAUUUUACCACCUUCCCAUCAUCUGAGUCCGAGGGUCAUCGGCCUGACACUUUAGAACCCUCCGUCUUUGUCAACAAUUAUCUUCUUGUUUCUUGGGAAGGACGGAGAGAAAGCUGGGCCCCAUUCGCCCGAUCUGUUUCCGCAAAUACAACGAUUGAUGAAUACAUGUCCAACCCAAGCAACUAUUCUGAUGCGUACCUGCUCCCAAAUAUGACCAGUCGUUGGAUCGCUACAGCGCAAGACUGGAAAAUGUUCUCUAUCCUGCUCGAGGUAGAGGGCUAUAAAGGUUAUGAAGACCAAGAACGGACUACAGUAUCCCCUAGCUCCACGCACUUAGAUGCAAUCAGUGGAGUGAAGCUCUACGUGCGCCUCCAGAAUGCCUCUGACGUUGAAGCUAAGCUUGCACCAGAACUAUGUAACGAGAUCCUACACCACGAGCACCUUCAUGACAAGGAAAUAUGGACGCUGGAAUGGAUAGAGAUCCUUGACAAACGUUGGUUGAAUUGGUUGAGCUCUAUGAACGCUGGUUCGCACUACGACCCAGGGAGAUUGCCUUUGGGGCUCGAAUCUAAGAUGUCCAAAGAAUGGGACUACUACAGGAUCACCAUGCCUACAAACCAAAAGAAGUGUCUCGCACCGACCAAGCAGGAGGAUAUCACAAGCGAGCCUUCAAGGCCCAAGGGCAUUGCACGACUGAGGAUCGGACCGAUGAAUCCGUUCCAGAUCUUCGCAAUGAUACUGCUGGCAACCUCUGUCAUCAUUGGACCCGUGUGGGCUAUUGCAAGCCUCAUGAGGCGAAUGAUCAAUAGGGUGACUGGUGGGUGGCUGAAUGAAGCGAUAGGAUAUAGGCCUUCGGGGGAAGAAAUGAUAUACAAAGAAUGGGAGGAGAAAAAAGGAAGAAUCCUGCUAUAG